AUGUCUCAAUCCUUACCUUCCUCGUCUGCCUCUAGAAGUCGACCACCGCAGCCACUCAUCGGAACCUUUGUUUCUUCUUCAUCACCAACAACAACUACAACAAGCAACAAUAGUAAUACAAACAACCAUACUGCAUCAUCCAUCCAGAUGACCUCUUCAACAACCUCUCAUCUCUCAAGACCUGUCAGUAGUAGUAGUAGUAGUGCCUCUUCCAACCAACGCUUGUUGUUGAUGACCACCACAACCAUCUCCACAAAUUCUCCCAACCGAAACUCACCAAGUAUUCAUCAUUCUACCACUACUAGUUCUUCUCACUCUGCAUCAUCUCAUCCAUUCUUUCAUCAUGAAGGUGAAGAAUAUUUGAAAAGAUAUCAUGUUCAUUUCUAUUUGAAUGAUGUUCUCUCUCAAUUAAUUUUCCUUAGAGAAGAAGAACCUUUGCAAUAUUUGGCACAAUAUUUUAGAUCGGUCGUGAGUGGUACUAAUAUUAUUCAUAAAUCCUUUUCAUAUGUGUUUGCAAAUCCAAGAAAUCGAUUGAGUUUUGCAGAUUAUUUUGAACAAAUUUAUUCUAAAAUUAGUAAUGAACAAAAAAUGAACUUUUCAGAAUACUAUCAAUUAACAACCUUACUCUGUGAUGAUUUUCCUGAGAAUAUAAUGAUUCGUAUUUAUAAGAGUGUCAUCAUGUAUCCAACACUAAUGAAACACAAAGAGUUAUUUAAAGAAUAUUCUGAAGACCAGCAAUUGCAUUCAUCCAUUCUCUCCUUGUAUCAAUCGAUGGAUGAAUCUAUUGAAAUAUGUGAAGAAAAGAAAAUCAUUGAAUUACCACCUUUUCAAACAUUUAUUAUUGCCUUGAGAGUGUAUUUAUUUUUUUAUGAAUUUUUUGAACACGUGUUGGAACAUGUCUUUGAGAAUUCUUAUUCGAAUUUAGUGUCGAGUGGAGUUUUGAAAAAGAUGGUUCAUCCUUUAUUGAAAUCAAAUUCAACGUAUUGUGUUCCAUCACAAGAGAUAUUUGAUAUCAUUGUAGAGAAGAGUGUACAAUUGAGAAGAAACUUGAAUGAUGCCACACCACCUAGUACUAAUCAACAUGACAAAAUAUCAUUCUCGGAAUGGUGUGAAGCAUUUUAUCAACACGUCAUUGAAGUGAGUCACACAGUUACUUCCCAAAAUGCUAUGACCUCACAACCAUCAUCCACCACCUCAAAUACCAUCAAUUGUGACGUGUUGUCACUCAUGGAUCCCUCACAGUUACCAAUUUCUUCGAGUUGUGCAGAAAGACAAAAGUUGAGACUGAGAAAGGAGAUUCUAAAAAUUUACUCAGGCAUCAAAGAUAAUACCAUAAAUAAAUAA
Messenger RNA from Naegleria fowleri, 1344 nucleotides. RefSeq lists its product as uncharacterized. The coding region runs from base 1 to 1344 and encodes 447 amino acids. The record is from RefSeq and is a predicted model, not a curated record. The transcript has 3 exons. Lineage: Eukaryota; Heterolobosea; Eutetramitea; Acrasida; Naegleriidae.